AUACACUACUGUAAGAAAAAAGGCUGAUAUCAAAGAGAAAGCGUGUACUACUAACUAAGAAUUUCUUUCGCUCUCUCUCGCAAUGGAUGCACUCGUGGCUGAUUUCCAGGAGAAGAUCCUCUGUGGUCUGGAACUAAUGAUGACUCUAAAAUCCCAACGCGACGAGUUGCGGAGUGAUUUGCAGAGAGAGCGACAACUGCGGUAUGAGUUUCAGAAAGAGCGCGAUAAGUUACAGACAGAGCGUGAUGAUUUACGCAACGAGCGAGACAGGAUGCAGAGGAAGCAGGAGGAGCUUCGGAACAAGCUAAACGAGCUGCAGAUUGAGCGUGACAGGGCUGCCACAGGGGCCGAGCAGAUGAGGAGAAAAAGGAGUGAUGGGGAAGAGGGCACGAGUUCUGAAGAGAGGUGGCAGUUCUCCGAGAUAACUUCCACCGAAAUUGAGAGAGCAACUGCCAACUUUGAUCCAUCGAAGAAGAUCAGUGAAGGGGUAAAUGGGAGGAGCGUCUACAGAGGUCAACUUCGGAACACCCAGGUGGCUAUUAAGAUAUCCGGCUUCGAUAAUUUGCAGAACCGCACAGAAUUCCACAGGGAGGUGGAAGUCUUGAGCAGGGUGAGGCAUCCAAACAUUGUCUCACUCAUUGGAGUCUGCCCAGAAAAUUACUUGCUUGUAUACGAGUAUCUCCCCAGUGGCACCCUCGAAGACCGGCUCAACUGUAAGGAUGAUACUAGUCCUCUUUCAUGGCAAAUCAGAACGCGCAUUGCGGCCGAGAUAUGUUCAGCCAUCAUCUUCCUCCAUUCCAACCAUCCUUACAGGAUUGUCCAUGGCAAUCUCAGGCCUGAAAAUGUACUUCUGGAUGAGAACCUUGUCAGCAAACUCUGUGGUUUCGGCAAUUCUGGCUUAAUUCCCCGGGAGGGAGUGUCACCCAGAACCUCCACACCAUGCCGGAGAAUUGACCCCAUUGCCCGUGCUUAUGUCGACCCAGAAUUCGUAGAAACUCAAGAGUUAACACCAGCAUCAGACGUGUACUCAUUUGGUGUCAUACUGCUACUGCUUCUGACGGGGGGACCAGCCAUGGGUAUAGUGCAGACGGUGAAGUCUGCAUUAAAUAACGGGACCCUCGAUAAGAUGUUGGAUGAAUCUGCGGGGAGUUGGCCUCUUGAGCAGGCAAAGCAAUUGAUUUACUGGGCACUCAAGUGCUGUGAAGAGAUACGACAGAGGCGACCAGACCUUGAAUUGAUCACAAUUACGCUGGAGCGUCUGAAACAAGGUUCAUGUGGAGCAUCGUCGUCAUCAAGCCGUCCAAUAUCAGAAUCAGAGCCGCGUGAGACUCCAUCGCAUUUCCUUUGCCCUAUUUUUCAGGAAACCAUGCGGGACCCGCGUAUGGCAGCAGACGGCUACACUUACGAAUAUGCAGCAAUCAGAGAAUGGCUGGACAGAGGGCAUGACACGUCACCCAUGACAAAUCUUCCGCUCAUCAACCAAGAACUAACUCCUAACCUCACUCUACGUUCUGCAAUUCAAGAGUGG
Molecule: messenger RNA, 1528 nt
Organism: Nelumbo nucifera (sacred lotus)
Lineage: Eukaryota; Viridiplantae; Streptophyta; Magnoliopsida; Proteales; Nelumbonaceae
Product: U-box domain-containing protein 33-like
Biological process (GO): protein ubiquitination; protein phosphorylation
Molecular function (GO): protein kinase activity; ATP binding; ubiquitin-protein transferase activity
Source: RefSeq, a predicted model, not a curated record